AUGGGUGUCUAUACAAAUCCAUACAAGGAUGCUCGAGUCUUUGCCACAAGAGUGGACAGAGACAAGGAAGUGUCAAAGGCAAUAAAAGACCUCGACAAUAUAUGUCUUCGGCGAUUCAUCAAACCAUCAAAUAAGAAGGCGCUUGAUAUAAAUGAAAAUGAAUACAAGCGGGUUGAGAACUUUCUGAAGCAGAUGUCUAAGAGACAGAAGGGGCUAUUAUAUGAGAUCCAUCGAUUGGUACGAGUGCUGGAGACGAAGCACUCAUCUGAAAGGGAAGUUCUGGAUCGUUGUUUUAAGAAUGCUAAUGAUCUUGAGCUAUUUAAGUUGACUAAACUGAAGAAUCAUGACCAGUGGAUCGAGGCGUUUUCAGACGUCAUGACACCUUGGGCGGAGUGGUUUGAGGAGACCGUAUCACACAGGGAUGAUAUAUACUAUUUGGAUGUAUUCUGGGAUGAAUUGCAAAAGUCAGAAUGCUUAUGGUACAUGCUAGAUGCAUGUUGUCUGGUUCAACAAUUAGAAAUAAUAGAUGGUCGUAUGCUAAAGUUUCUGGAGAUGUAUGAUAUUACACUUGCCAACAAUCCUUGGUAUGAACUUCAUGUAUCAGAUCGGCUAGUUCAGAAACUUUCGUGGAUUGGUGAAAUGGUUUACGUCGAACAACUAAUGGUUGGUUCUCUACGAAAUAUUUUGGAAGACUUUGUAAAGAAGGAGAAACUGAACGCGAUUGACGCUGAAACGAUAGUUCCACCACCGUUGCAAGCAGCCGCCAACAAAUCCUUUUGA
Gregarina niphandrodes is the source of this 780-nucleotide messenger RNA. RefSeq lists its product as hypothetical. NCBI's taxonomy places the organism in Eukaryota, Apicomplexa, Conoidasida, Eugregarinorida, Gregarinidae. The record is from RefSeq and is a predicted model, not a curated record. The coding region runs from base 1 to 780 and encodes 259 amino acids. The transcript has 4 exons.